AUGGCGGCCAAAGACCAGGGGCAGGACCAGGGGCAGGACCAGGAGCAGGUCCAGGGGCAGGCGCGCUUCGUCUAUAUCUCCCGCUUCGGCUCCUACCGGUGUGGCGGCGUCUGGCAGCUGGGCGGCCCCAAGGCUCAAAGGCGUUGUCCCCCGGCGCUGGCGGCCCAGUCCCGCGAGCAGGAGCAGCUACGACCAGAAGCGGCCCCGGGGCAGGCGGCCAAGGCCUGCGCCACAGCCCGGUGGCAGGCAUUGCGCGUGCGGAGCCCCGGCAGGCAGACUGCGCGGGCACGAGGCUCAGCAGGUGGAGAGGCGGCGGGCAGGGCCGGGCAGGGCACGGAGGGUUUCAACCGGAAGGGUGCAGGUGAAGAAUUUGAUUUCCCCAUACCAUUGGAUGGUGCUGCCAAGAUCACGAAGAAGAAGAAAAAGGUGUCAGUAUGGAAUAGCGUACACAAAGUUAUUUCUAAAUUGCUGAAAGAGAAUGAAAGAUACAGACUCAGGCUGAAAUGUCAAAAAGCAUCCAGUGACAGUAAGUGAACACAGCUUUUGUUGUACUGAAGGAGGCUGGCUUCUGCAACAGUUCAGUUACCUUUGAAUCACGGUAGACCCCUGUGAUGUGAACACCAGUUUGGAUGUUGAAUGCAACUGUUCGGGUGCAUGUGUUAACUUAUGUGUUCAAUGCUGCCUAAACUCUUAUGCUAAUUGUCUG
This is a messenger RNA of Ochotona curzoniae (black-lipped pika), 706 nucleotides long. It is a transcript of the gene CUNH5orf47, whose product is annotated as chromosome unknown C5orf47 homolog. The record is from RefSeq and is a predicted model, not a curated record. The coding region runs from base 1 to 534 and encodes 177 amino acids. The transcript has 3 exons. Lineage: Eukaryota; Metazoa; Chordata; Mammalia; Lagomorpha; Ochotonidae.